AUGUACUCACACUUCUUGCUCGUUCAGACAAAGAGACAGCACAAGUACCAUGAGGGAUAUGAGACGAGUCCACAAGAGCUGACAGAGGCUGACAGUGAAGUUCUUCUGAAGCUGGGGAGGCUGGCCUUUGAAAAUCUUGAGAAAGGAAACAUAAUGUUCUACCAAGAAGACCUGGAGCAGUGUGGUCUGGAUGUCACAGAGGCCUCAGUGUACUCAGGAGUUUGUACAGAGAUCUUCAAACGAGACUGUGUGAUAUUCCAGAAAUCAGUCUAUUGCUUUGUUCAUCUGAGUAUUCAGGAGUUUUUGGCUGCAGUCUACAUGUUUCACUGUCAUACUAACAGAAAAACAGAAGUGCUGAAGCAUUUUCUAGGGAAUGGUGAACAUGUUUAUUGUGGUGACAUCUCGUCUUUAGAUGUCUUUCUGAGCAGAGUCAUGCAGAAAUCCCUCCAAAUUAAAAAUGGACACCUGGACCUGUUGGUCCGAUUCCUUUAUGGUCUCUCUCUGGAGUCCAACCAGAGACUCUUACGAGGUCUGCUAGGCGAGACAGAGAGCACUCCAGAAAUUAUACAGCGAAUCAUCAGCAACCUUUGCAAGAUAACCAAUGAGAAUACCUCUCCUGACAGAUGCAUCAACAUCUUCCAUUGUCUGAUGGAAAUGAAUGAACUCACGGUACAUCAGGAGAUCUUGGAGUUUCUGAAGUGCAAAAACGGAUCAGAGAAGGAGCUCUCUGAGAUCCACUGCUCAGCUCUGGCCUACAUGCUGCAGAUGUCAGAGGUUUUGGAUGAGUUUGUUCUGAAGAAGUAUAACACAUCGGAUGAGGGACGAAGGAGACUGAUUCCUGCUGUGAGGAACUGUAGAAAGGCUCAGUGA
Maylandia zebra (zebra mbuna) is the source of this 870-nucleotide messenger RNA. Its product is annotated as NACHT, LRR and PYD domains-containing protein 14-like. The record is from RefSeq and is a predicted model, not a curated record. Gene Ontology annotation, molecular function: protein binding. NCBI's taxonomy places the organism in Eukaryota, Metazoa, Chordata, Actinopteri, Cichliformes, Cichlidae.